CCGAACAACAACAAAAAAACCAACCCUGAAUUAACCCCCAGCCGCCACGAGCACAAACUUGGUGACUACGUAAACUGAAUCUAGGGUUUGUUUAAUCCAACGACGUGUUCGCACCAUAGUCAACGAGUCUUCAAUCCAAUGUUAAAUUGAACCCAACAUGCAAUCAACCAUGGCCACAAGGUGCAUCAGGGCUCGUGCACUCAUCUUCCGGACCAACAACACGAUGAUGAUGAUGAUGAAUUCGACCCACACGUGUACAACCAGCAGUAGUACAGUCUCUCGUUCAAUUCUUCCACGCAGUGGUUCUUCAUCACACAGUUUUAGCAGUCGUGUUUUGACCGGACAGUUUGCCCUACGACGUCGUAAUACUAAUUCUUGGGAUGUUUCAAGGAAUUCUACCCACUUUUUCCGACAUUUAAAUGCUUUUGUUUCCGAUUUUUCACCUCAAAAACCUCAGGGUUCUGUGACGAAUGGGUUUGCGUCAUUAACAACAUCAAGUGGAGCACAAGGAACAAAGCAUGAUAAAAAAGACGAAAAGAAUCUUGUUACGAAAGGGGAUGAAAUUAGUAACACAAAGAUUCUCGGUACGCUAGCAAAAUAUUUGUGGAUGAAAGAUAACAUGGAGUUUAGACUGCGAGUGAUCACCGCAUUGGGUUUCCUGGUUGGAGCCAAGGUGAUGAAUGUUCAGGUUCCGUUCUUAUUCAAGCUAGCCAUUGAUUGGUUAACAACAGCAACCGGAAACCCUAGUUCACUUGCGGAGUUUGCAGCCGCUAAUCCAACCGCUUUAGCGGUUUUCGUCAGCCCUGCAGCUGUGUUGGUUGGUUAUGGUAUAGCGCGGUCAGGGGCUUCUGCUUUCAACGAGUUGAGAACCGCAGUGUUUUCAAAGGUCGCAUUGCGGACUAUUAGAUCAGUUUCGAGGAAGGUUUUUGCACAUUUGCACGAGCUUGAUCUUCGAUAUCAUCUAAGUCGAGAAACAGGGGCUUUAAAUAGAAUUAUUGAUCGUGGUAGCCGAGCUAUUAAUUUCAUCCUUGGGGCCAUGGUAUUCAAUGUUGUACCGACAGUAUUAGAGAUUACAAUGGUAGCAAGUAUUCUGGCAUACAAAUUUGGAGCAACGUUUGCCUGGAUUACUUCUUUGUCGUUUGCCGCAUAUGUUGCCUUCACGUUAACAAUAACACAAUGGAGGACUAAGUUCAGGAAGAUAAUGAAUAAAGCUGAUAACGAUGCAAGCACUAGGGCCAUCGAUUCACUUAUAAAUUAUGAGACUGUUAAGUAUUUUAACAACGAGCAUUAUGAAGCUGAGGAGUACGAUAAAUAUUUACAGAGGUAUGAAGAUGCUGCGUUAAAGACGCAGCGUAGUCUUGCUAUUUUAAACUUUGGUCAAAGUCUAGUGUUCAGUAUUGCGCUUUCAUCAGCUAUGGUGUUGGCUUCAAACGGCAUAUUGAAUGGUCAAAUGACUGUUGGUGAUCUGGUUAUGGUAAAUGGACUUCUGUUCCAGCUAUCUCUUCCUCUCAACUUUCUUGGAAGCGUUUAUCGGGAAACUAUUCAGAGUCUUGUUGACAUGAAAUCCAUGUUUCAACUGCUAGAGGAGAGGGCAGAAGUUGGAGACGCAAGUGAUGCGAAGCCUUUAAAGUUAGAAGGAGGUAGAAUCGAAUUUGAAAAUGUUCAUUUCAGUUAUCUUCCAGAAAGAAAGAUUCUAGACGGAAUAUCGUUUGUGGUGCCAUCCGGCAAAAGUGUGGCUAUUGUUGGAACUAGUGGCAGCGGUAAAUCAACCAUUCUUAGGAUGAUAUUCAGGUUCUUCGACACUAAUUCUGGCACGGUGAGGGUAGAUGGUCAAGAUAUUCGGAAAGUUACACUCGAAAGUCUUAGAAAACAUAUCGGUGUGGUCCCACAAGAUACGGUAUUAUUCAACGAUACAAUAUUUCAUAACAUUCACUAUGGUCGUCUUUCGGCUACACCUGAAGAGGUGUACAGUGCUGCUCGAAAAGCAGCAAUUCAUGAUACUAUAAUGAACUUCCCUCAACAAUAUUCCACUCUCGUAGGUGAACGUGGGCUUAAGCUUAGUGGCGGUGAGAAACAACGAGUUGCACUAGCGCGUGCAUUCCUGAAAGCUCCUCCUAUUUUGUUGUGUGAUGAAGCAACAAGUGCGCUUGAUAGCACAACUGAAGCAGAGAUUCUGACUGCGUUGAAGUCACUUGCCGAUAACCGAACAGCAGUCUUUAUUGCUCAUAGACUUACAACUGCAAUGCAGUGUGAUGAGAUUAUUGUUCUGGAGAAAGGAUGCGUGGUCGAACAGGGUCCUCACGAAGUUUUAUUGUCAAAAGGUGGUAGAUAUGCACAACUCUGGUCGCAGCAAAAUAACACAGUUGAUGAUCUUGAUGCAGCCAUCAAAUUAGAAGCCUAAAAUCAAUCUCUAUAUACAUAUAGUAGUCAUUGCUUGUGUGAUUCAAAUUCGGGUCAGGGUUAGUUGAUAUCGGUUUCUCUUUCAUUGUAUAGUUUCAAAUGUUUAAUCCCGAUUUUAGUGUGAUACUGACUGACUGCUAUAUAACAUUCAAUAUUUCUAUUAUACCACUUUUAGGUGC
Helianthus annuus (common sunflower) is the source of this 2579-nucleotide messenger RNA. Its product is annotated as ABC transporter B family member 25, mitochondrial. The coding region runs from base 158 to 2401 and encodes 747 amino acids. Gene Ontology annotation, cellular component: mitochondrial inner membrane. The record is from RefSeq and is a predicted model, not a curated record. Lineage: Eukaryota; Viridiplantae; Streptophyta; Magnoliopsida; Asterales; Asteraceae. The transcript is spliced from 20 exons. Gene Ontology annotation, biological process: intracellular iron ion homeostasis; transmembrane transport. Gene Ontology annotation, molecular function: ABC-type transporter activity; ATP binding; ATP hydrolysis activity.